Molecule: messenger RNA, 1294 nt
Organism: Phycodurus eques (leafy seadragon)
Lineage: Eukaryota; Metazoa; Chordata; Actinopteri; Syngnathiformes; Syngnathidae
Product: olfactory receptor 52L1-like
Exons: 3
Coding region: 1-981 (326 amino acids)
Biological process (GO): G protein-coupled receptor signaling pathway
Cellular component (GO): membrane
Molecular function (GO): G protein-coupled receptor activity; olfactory receptor activity
Source: RefSeq, a predicted model, not a curated record
AUGUCUGCUGAGAACUCGUCGCACGGCACCUUCGUGUUCCGAGGGUUCCCCACGCUGGACGAGCGGCGUUGGGUUCUGGCGCCGCCGCUGGUGGCCGCCUCUGCCUCGGCGCUGCUGGGCAACGCGCUUCUAAUUUAUGUCAUCGUCAGCGUGGAGCGUCUUCACAGCCCCAUGUACCUGCUGAUCUGCUCCCUGUGCGUGGUGGACCUCCUGGCCAUUAGCGCCAUCGUCCCCAGCACGGUCGUGGGUCUGCUUGUAGACCAGAACCGCGUGUCCCUGCCCGGCUGCCUGACGCAGAUGUUUGCCACUCACUUCCUGUCUUCGAUCGAGUCCACCCUGCUCCUGGCCAUGGCGCUGGAUCGCUACGUGGCCGUGUGCCACCCGCUGCGCUACAAGCAGCUGGUGGGCUGGCGAGCGCUGGUCACGUUGACGCUCUUCACGUUGGCCCGAAGCGGCGCCGUCAUGGCCACUCUGGUGGGCCUGGCGGGCUCGCUGCGGUUCUGCGCUUCUGACGUCAUCCACCACUGCUACUGCGACCACAUGGCGCUGGUCAGCCUGGCGUGCGGCGACACCGACCGUAGCGCCGCCGCCGGCGUGGCUGUUAUUGCAUGCUUCGUGGGCGUGGACAUCCCGCUCAUCAUCUUCUCCUACUUGAAGAUCCUGGGCGCCGUGGUGCGGGCAGCGGCCCCCGGGGAUGAGCGUCGUAAGGCCUUCCACACGUGCGGCACCCACCUGAUGGUGAUGAUGGUCUUCUACCUGGUGGGCAGUGUCACCUUCCUGUCGCACAACCUCGGUCUCGGUAUCCCUACUGACGCCAACAGCGCCAUGGGGCUCCUCUACAUCCUUAUCCCAGCCGCCGCCAACCCCAUCAUCUAUGGCGUCCGCACGGCAGAGAUCAGGAGUGGCUUCUACAGACUCAUCGGCUUUGGGGACGCCGCCGCGGUCAAGGUCUCGCCCGCCAACACCGCCGUCUCGAUGUAAAGGCACUAUGGGUGCUCACAGUCGUGUGACAAAAUGGCCCCGCCACCCUCAUCUCCCUGGCUAAGAAUGUGCAUGCGUGUCAACAGCUUUUCCAAUAAAAAUAAUUUUUUUAUUUCUUUCUUUACAAGUCCCACAUUUGUCUUUCAGUGAAAGCAAACAGGGUGAAGUGUUGUGCUGAGUAUCAAAGCAACCAAGAAGAGCUCCAGUGUGCUGAACAUGAUUAGCUGACGGAGAACUUCUUAGUUAGAUUGUUCAUUCCAGAACCUGUUCAAACCCUUUCAAACACUAUAGAGCUAGACAGAAAGUGACACAA